Molecule: messenger RNA, 2089 nt
Organism: Bipolaris maydis ATCC 48331
Lineage: Eukaryota; Fungi; Ascomycota; Dothideomycetes; Pleosporales; Pleosporaceae
Product: fungal-trans multi-domain protein
Biological process (GO): DNA-templated transcription
Molecular function (GO): zinc ion binding; ATP hydrolysis activity; ATP binding
Source: RefSeq, a predicted model, not a curated record
AGUGGGUAAAAAGGGGCCAGAGUUCAAGCGCGUGGACCAGGUAUUUGACAUGCAGAUCCACGACUGGAAGCUUGUCGAGAGCAGCAGUGAUCAGAAGGGUGAGUUUGACUGUAUAUUCACGGUGCGGCGGCGUCUGGACUGGCAAGGUAAGUAUAUCGAAACUCGGGUGGACAUCAAGUCGAAGACUCUGCGGAAAACCCUCCAAGACGUGUUGAAGGACUGCAAAAGCGUUAGUCUUGUCGAGGACACCCCCCAGCUGGAUCCACGCACAUUGUUCCACUAUUACGACGAGUUGAAGACGCAUGUCAAGAAGACGCUGAAGCGGCAGCUUGGAAAAGCGAAGAGGUCGAAGGAGCAGAAGCGGCUCAAGCAGCAGGUUGCGCAGUGCAAGCUGUUGCUCAGCUAUGUGGACGAGGACUUUGGCGCUACUCGUAAAGCUCUAAAGCCCAUGGUCAAAGCAGGCACUAUUACGUACGAUCUGGUAUGGGCGCUCUUCAAGCCCAACACCAUUGCGUUUACGCCUACGUAUAACAACAAGGACGAUGCGCGGUGUUUCAGGGUGGGGACAGCGUACGAGACGGAAAACUGGCUGACGGGCAUCAAGUCGUGGUGUGUUGAUGGCAAGUACCUCGAGUAUGACGGCAAAUCGUUUGGUCUUGGGGAACACGAGGUAUCGAUUCAGGCGUUCAAGGGGCACAAGAAGAUUACCGGUCUUGCCGCAUAUCCGCUCAAGUAUCACAAGGAUGCCAAGGGUAUCAAGAAGCAGCUGGUUGAGCGGGGCAAGAAAUUUGUCGCGCUCCAGGGCAUGAAUUACCGAGUGCAAAAGGGGAUUGCAUAUAUGAAGCACAAGAACAGCAUCGUGCGCUUCAUUGUUAAUGGUCGGGUCAUGAUUGAUCCUGCCAUGUUCCGCCGCAUGAACCCAAACUACCCGCUCUCAUACCUCCGGCCAGACGAGCUAGCUGACAAUGAGGACAAUGAUGACGACGAAGAGUGCUGCUGCAACUCGAGUGAAGAUGAAGACGGCGAAAAAAAGGAAAGGAUGCGCACCGUCAUGUGGAAGGACAGGAGGGGCAGGAAACAUGCUAUCCGAGUACCACAGAGCGUUGUGGACAAGGAAAUGGGCACGGGUACGGAACAGCCGCUUGACAGGGACGACGAUACGAAGGAGGAGCAGCGUCAAGUGCUGACUGAAGAGGAGCUCAUCAUUGCGUCGCCGGUCGUGCUGGGGUUUGCCUUUUCCGAGAAGCUUUGGCUCGAAUUUUCUCUAUCUGGGAUUGAGGAGAUCAAGUGGAACGAGGAAGCAUUUUCCAGUCUGGUGCUGCCGAGCCAGAUCAAGCAGAAUCUCAAGGGCCUGGUGUCUUCGCAUCGGUUCCACGCGGCCAAGACGAUUGACGAUGUGAUCCAGGGCAAGGGCAAGGGGCUCAAUGUGGUGCUGCAUGGCCCGCCCGGGGUGGGUAAGACACUGACGGGUGAAUCGAUUGCUGAGUAUCUGCAGUGCCCUUUGUACGCAGUGUCUGCAGGGGAGCUGGGGACCAACAGCCGGGCGUUGGAGGCGGAUCUGAACCGCAUCAUGGAGAUUACGCAUGCGUGGGGCGCCAUCCUACUGCUGGACGAGGCGGACGUGUUUCUCGAGGCGCGGCAGCCGAAUGACCUACAUCGCAACUCGCUGGUGUCGGUGUUCCUGCGGCUGACCGAGUACUACCAGGGCAUCCUGUUCCUGACGACGAACCGGGUCGAGACCUUUGACGAGGCGUUCCAGUCGAGGAUUCACAUGGGGAUUCGGUAUGAAGAGCUGUCUGCACGGGCCAGGCGGGACAUCUGGCAGCAGCACGUGGGCAGGGUGCAGAGGAUGAAGGGGAGCCAGGGAAUGAAGGCGUUUAGCGAGGCCGACUUUGACGUGCUGAGCCAGAGGGUGCUGAAUGGGCGACAGAUCAAGAACACGGUCAAGACAUCGCAGGCGAUUGCAGUGGCCGAGCAGAGCGCGUUUAGCAUGGAGCACGUCAGGCGGGUGCUGGAGGCUGGGCAGGCAUUUGACGAUGAUAUGCGAGGGGGGAAGGGGUACCGGGAUGCGAUGCGGCAGUACACGUGA